AUGCCUUCCACAGACUCGGCGGCGGUCAUCGUAGCCAGGUUCCUGAAAGCGAACCAUUACAAUGAAACGUUCGAAGCGUUCAUAGCAGAGGCCGGAUUGCCCCAAAAUGCCGGCAUCACCAACCAAGGCGACUGGACGAUAGAAAAGAUCCUCGAAGAAAAGAAGCAAUUCGACUCGAGUCUCGCUUUUGAGAAGAAAGGCGAUGAUAAAAACAGAGGCUGGUCGCUGCCUGCGCCAUCCAAAGCUGUCGAGCCCCAAGUGCCCAUCCAAUCUAAUGUCCUCUGCGUGAGCGGUUGUGGGCAAGGUGACAAGGAGGACGAAGUCAUUCUCAUCACCACAGCAGACCGAUCGUGGGCGCGUGUUUCACCCGCUGUCCCUUUCUCACUGUUGGGGUCUAUCCCAAAUGCUCACGGUAGUCCAGUGCUGGCCAUCAGUUCGCUUCCUGGAGGCUACAUCUUAUCCACUUCAAUGUCCGGACAGCUUGCGCUGCACGGUUCACAGGGCCGGUUAUUAGACAAAUGUCGCGACCAUCUGAAAUAUGCCGUUCAUGUGGUGUCAGGACUCACCAGACAUGGAAGAUGGAUUGUGGCCACGGCCGGCUGGGACCAAAAGGUCCACAUCUACGCGCCGGAGUCUGAGUUGGCGGCAAACUUCGAACCGCACGGCCAAAGCCACUUGAGGGACGACGAGCCCUACAUUCCUGGACUCCUGCGCGACCCAAUCCACACCAUCACUGUGCCCACGAAUCCGGAAUCUAUGGUCCUCGUACAGCAUCCGGACACAAUGGACCUCUAUCUCGUCGUUUCAAGGCGUGACUCUACUUUCCUGUACUACUACCGCAUCACACCGACAGCGGCCGAGUCCUCUUCCUCACGCAGCAGCGAAGUCACAUAUUCAGUACAGGAAACCGGUAAGCAGAAUCUGGCGCCUCACUCCAACGCCUGGGUUGCAUUCACGCCCUCCUGUCUCGCCGUGUGCCCGACAGAUCCGCAGCUUCUGGCCGUGGCAACAUCCCACCUCCCGCAUAUGAAGCUGAUCGUUGUCCGGCUUCUCUUCCCAACGGCCACGUACGAUCCCAAUACCAAUACCGCAGCAGUGGCCGACUCGCAGGCAGUGACGCCCGCAUCGCAGGCUCGUGCUGCCCUCGCCCUGCAGGACCGUGAAGACUCGGCCAUCAAGCUUCAUGUGUCCACCAUGGCUCCACAGACGCCUUAUUCCACACCCCAGGUUGUCUGGCGUCCUGGCGGACAUGGGGUAUUCAUCAACGCUGAUGAUGGAGUGAUCAGAGGUGUGGAUACUGAGAGCGGCAAGGUGGUUGCUAUACUCAAGGCCCAUGAGGUCGGAAGCAAGGUCAGAACAUUGUAUGCCGGUUGGGAAGCUGGUGGGCAGAAGGAGAUUCUGGUCAGUGGAGGCUUUGAUAAGAAGGUCUUUGUCUGGCGAGUCGACAGCGAGUGA
Messenger RNA from Capronia coronata CBS 617.96, 1455 nucleotides. RefSeq lists its product as uncharacterized. The transcript has 2 exons. The record is from RefSeq and is a predicted model, not a curated record. The coding region runs from base 1 to 1455 and encodes 484 amino acids. NCBI's taxonomy places the organism in Eukaryota, Fungi, Ascomycota, Eurotiomycetes, Chaetothyriales, Herpotrichiellaceae. Gene Ontology annotation, molecular function: protein binding.